AUGCGCAUCCAAAUCCUAGGAACAGCUGUAUCAGCAGCCCUCUUGGGCUUUGUCACAGUACCAGUACAAGCUUCGAGUCCUUGUCCCCUAUUUGGACCAGAUUUACCCAUUCCAACAGGGCUGGGUGAGGAUGCUUCUAUCAAGAGGGCUGUAUCUGAAAUCCUACAGCUUGCUCCAAGCCUCGAUAUCGACUUUCAGAAUACAUCUUUCUCCGUCGACAUCUAUUCAGCGGCAGACAAACAACCCCUUUUCACCUAUCAUCACUCAGCCGCAUACCGUGGACACGGCGUCCAGGUCGUCAAUGAUACGACAGUUUAUCGCAUAGGUAGCAUCUCAAAAUUGCUCACAGCCUAUGUAUACCUACUGGAGGUUGGGGACGUGUCAUUCAACCAGCCCAUCACACGAUAUGUGCCCGAGCUAGCAGAUAUCUCUGCAGAGCUGAGGAAGAAGCAUGCCUCUAAUCUUAAAUAUGUGGACUGGGAUGUCAUAACCAUUGGCGCACUCGCAUCGCACAUGGCUGGCAUACCACGAGACUCCCCAAGCCCUGCUUCGACGGACCGCCAACUAGAACGGUUGGGGUUUCCACCAGUUCGCCCGGUUGACUUUGCCUACUGUGGGAAAAGCGUCUUAUAUCCUUGUAACCGCACUGCCUUCUUUGACUCCAUACAGAACCGCCACCCAGUCGAAGCAGCCUUUUCAACCCCUAUAUACUCCAACAUUGGUUACCAAAUCAUGGCGUAUGCGCUUGAGAAUAUAACUGGAACGACGUAUCCUGAUAUUUUAUCACGCCAACUUAUCCUCCCCCUCCGUUUGAAUUCUACAAGUUAUGCUAAGCCGGCCAAUACUGAUUCAUCUAUCAUACCUGGCAAUCCAAGCGGCUCUUGGUAUGAUGUCGACACGCGCGAUGAGGGACCGGCCGGGGGAAUAUACUCGUCGAUCGCGGACCUACGCAGGAUCGGACAGUCUAUUUUAACAUAUGAGUUGCUGUCGCCCUCUGCAACCCGACGAUGGAUGAAACCCGUCAGUUUCACUGCCGAUCCACAGGUUGCAGUCGGCGCACCAUGGGAGAUUGCUCGUAUUCCAUCCACCAACAGAACCAGUUGGAUGUACACCAAGGGUGGUCAGUUGGGAAUGUACAGCAGCCUAAUGGCUUUACUACCAGAUUGGGGUGUCGGACUCACUGUUUUGGCCGCUGGAACCGACGCCCCGGGAGUCGUGGGCAUGAUUCCUGGUGCGAUUGUUUCCAAGCUAGUUCCUGCUUUGGAGCAAGCUGCUAAGCGGCAAGCAAGACGAAGUUAUAGUGGCCGCUACGGAAAUGAACGAAAUGGUAUGACGGUAGCUGUGCAGGACCGUCUACCAGGGCUAGGCGUCACGUCGUGGCAUCUCGAUGGACGCGACAUGUUUGAUUCAAUCCGCUUGAUGGUCUCAGAGUCGUCGACUGGCUCAGGAAACGUUAGCAUGAGAUUGUAUCCGACGGGUCUACAGACGCAAACAGACGGAAAGGCUAGACUUGAGAGUUGGCGGGCGGUCUACGAGAUCAUUGAUGCCUCUUCGCCGUCCAGUUCGUACUGUGCUAGCUGGUUCAGUGUGGAUUCGGUCACGUACGGAGGUGUGUCUAUCGACGAGUUUGUCAUCGGUCUUUCGGCAGACGGGACUGCUCAGGGCAUUACCAUAAGCGCUUUUGAUACUUGGCUUGAAAGGGUACGACGUUGA
Fusarium verticillioides 7600 is the source of this 1713-nucleotide messenger RNA. RefSeq lists its product as hypothetical. The coding region runs from base 1 to 1713 and encodes 570 amino acids. NCBI's taxonomy places the organism in Eukaryota, Fungi, Ascomycota, Sordariomycetes, Hypocreales, Nectriaceae. The record is from RefSeq and is a predicted model, not a curated record. The transcript has 2 exons.